UCACAUUAACUUUUACGACAUACAAAAGCCAUAUUUUUGAUCGUGUGGAACGUGGCAAGUCUAUUUCUGAUUGUGUGGAACGUGGCAAAAAGGCAGGCUGACAUCAACGAAGAAAUAUGAAUUUUUUGGUGGCAUUCCUCUUACUAAAUCUGCAUUGUGUUCUGGGGGCAGAUUUAACAGUUGACCGAAAAGUUUUCUUUGACAUUAAAAUUGGGACAAAAGAUGCAGGACGAAUUGUCAUUGGGCUCUUUGGAAAAACUGCACCAAAAACUGUGGAGAACUUCGCUCAACUUGCAGCUGGUACAAAAGGCUAUGGCUAUGAGGGAAGCAAAUUCCACAGAGUAAUUAAGGACUUCAUGAUUCAAGGUGGAGAUUUUACAACAGGAGAUGGAACUGGUGGAAAGAGCAUCUAUGGAGAAUAUUUCCCAGAUGAAAACUUUAAGAUUCCCCACUACGGAUCUGGCUGGCUCAGCAUGGCUAAUGCUGGACCAGAUACCAAUGGUUCCCAGUUCUUUAUCACAUGUAUCAAGACAUCUUGGUUAGACGGCCGCCAUACAGUAUUUGGCAAAGUUCUGGAGGGAAUGCAGGUUGUUCGUGCCAUUGAGGCAGUGUCCACAGAUGCUACUGAUCACCCCACCGAAGAUGUUAUGAUCGUGAAAAGUGGUGUUAUACCAGUAGAUAAAGCCUUCGAUGCCACCCCAGAUAAUGCUGUAGAAUAGAUCUUUUUUCUGUGCUCAGUCUUUUUUCUCCUCUUGUGCCAAUUUUGUCAGUAAUUAUGUAUAGGUGCCUUUUUUGGAUGCUUUAUGGUUCAAAUUUACAUGGUCAUAUAUUUGAGAUGGACAGUUCUAUUAUUUAGCAAACUUUUGAGUAUACAUUAUAUUUGAAUAUACAGAUAUUCUUGCCAAAUUGACAAUUUUCAGAUACAAGUUUGACUCCAGUUCACGGUAAUGUAACAUUCCUGUGUCUUAGAGAUUUUGUGUAGUCUGGGAAAGGUAUCAAGAUCUUGUUGCAUUAUUUUUUCUUAUAAUGGUUUACAGUUUUUACUUUUUGUAUAUUUUAAAGUGCCAAAAAUUGUUAUGCAUUUAAUAUCAAGAAGUUUUUGUAUGAAGUUUUCUAUUUAACAAUAUACUGAAUCUCUGACUAUAAUUUUGAAUAAAAAAUCAUUUUGA
Molecule: messenger RNA, 1169 nt
Organism: Ostrea edulis (European flat oyster)
Lineage: Eukaryota; Metazoa; Mollusca; Bivalvia; Ostreida; Ostreidae
Product: peptidyl-prolyl cis-trans isomerase B-like
Exons: 4
Coding region: 117-719 (200 amino acids)
Biological process (GO): protein folding; protein peptidyl-prolyl isomerization
Cellular component (GO): intracellular membrane-bounded organelle
Molecular function (GO): peptidyl-prolyl cis-trans isomerase activity
Source: RefSeq, a predicted model, not a curated record